This is a messenger RNA of Toxotes jaculatrix (banded archerfish), 2837 nucleotides long. RefSeq lists its product as uncharacterized. The transcript is spliced from 6 exons. Bases 240 to 1298 code for a protein of 352 amino acids. The record is from RefSeq and is a predicted model, not a curated record. NCBI's taxonomy places the organism in Eukaryota, Metazoa, Chordata, Actinopteri, Toxotidae.
GGAAGAGUGAUGUUCCGGUUUCCUCGCGCGCGUAUUUUUGGCUUUACGUAGGUUCUCCUGGAGCUCAUCAGAACACAGCCUGAGGUCCGCGAGCUCCUUAGGGCACGAGCCAGUGCCUUAACAAGCCUGCGACUGACAGCGAGUCUGAGGCAAAUGGCUUGGAGGAGUUUGUUCACUCAUUAUCUGUAAGAGUAGAAUAUUACAGGUCAUUUGAGUAUAGUCUGAAGUGGAAAAGACCCAUGUAUCUUCGGCGCUCCUCCAGAAUACCAAAGAGCUCGAGGAAGAGCCCUCAGAGAAGUCCCAGCCCUAAUGAAGUGAUCCAGCGCAAGCUGAGGAGUAAGAGACAGAGGAUAGGACAGAGGAAGACCGAAGCUGGAGACGGUGUAGUUUAUACAGACGAAAGGAACAACCGUGACAUCAUCAACAUUAUCGAUGACACACAUGAUACAAAAUGUGUGUCUGAGGAGGAUGAAGGAAAGUUUGUGGAGGUAACUGACAAAGGAGUGGAUGAGUCGGAUGAUGACUGUGCCUCCGUUACCAGCAGUAUAGCUUCUGGUCCCUCCGUCUUAUAUCACACCACUCCCAAGAAAUGGAGGCCUUCACUGGACUUGUGUUCAGCCUGUCAGAAACUCUACCAGAAGGCAAAGAAGAUGAAAGCACCAAUCAAAAACAAGCUCUUAGACAAUGAUCCUGAGUCCCUGACAUGUGACCAGUGGGUCCUUAUCAAAAAGUGGAGACCCAGAAGGCUGCCUAAUGCAAAGGGGAGGCUUUUGAUUCAUGUUCAGCUGAUUAUGAAAAGCUUUCAGGGCAAGAAAGGUGUGAAGCGGCGUGUGCAAUAUGUGGGAGAGGGAGAGUCAACGACGUGCUCAAGGCCGCACACUUUCCUGCAGAGGAACCUCAGGCGUUGUGUCAGAGUGCCCUUGAAAAAGGAAGGGAAGAGGAAUAAGAGGAGGAAGAGGGCAAGGGAUGAUACUCAGGGUUCUCACCUUGCUAAGCAGAAGCGUCUCCGCAGCAACAGUCACAGCCCAUUCAUCGGUAAAAGCUUUACCGAUGACAGCGGUCUUUACCCAAACAGUAGUCACGACAGCAGUCCUGGUCUUGAGGGUUGUAACGAUCAACACAGUCAAGCAGACACACAUCUGACUGUUGCGUUGAUUCCCUCCACGGUCACUCUGAAAACCACCGAGCCAAGAGAGCUCCCCCAGAAGAAGAAAACACCAAAGACGACAAAUGGAUUCAGAGACUUGCUUGCCCAGCUGCGUGGCAACAGCAGCAUGAUUGUCAGAGAAACACGUUAAUGGGGUGGCUCCAACUUUUUUUUAAAAUUCCAGUUUAACAGCUACAGUAUUAAGUGUUCAAGCGCUGAUGUAGCUUAUACUUGUGUUGCUUUGUUGGUUUUCAGUGUUGUUUAGCCUGGCUUCAUUCAGUUCUGAACAGCAGUUUGUAAAUAAUUGUUGCCGUUUACCUGGAGUCACAUAUCUGGAGUUUAUACUGUUGCAGUUCCACGUACUUGCACGUAAUUUAUUUUCUCUUCGAUUUCAAAAUGGCACUAAUUUAAAUUUUCAUACAGCUGGAUGACUGUGAAUAAAUGUUUUUGUUUUUGUUUUUUUACAUUAUUGCUCCUUUUUCAUCAUUAAGAUUCUAUAUAUCACACUAUAGCUGUGUCCCAACACCAUAUUACAUAUUAAUUCUGAGCAGAGUAUCUGUUGUCGCAUUAGAAAAGUGACAAAAUGAAAUAUACUGAAAAAAGAAAGUAAAAAGACUUAUUUUAAUGUUAUUUUACUGUGCUGUUGCUAAUGCAGCACACAAAGGAAAUUAAUGUCAUAUUUACAAAUUUUAAAAAAUAUAUUUGGAAAAUCAUUAUGCUUUUAUUUUUAAGUUUGAUUGGCAGUGAUGUUCUAAAAUCACAGGAGGGUCGAUGGCUGACAAUGCUCACAUAUAAGUAGUUAAGUUGUUGAAUUUUUGAAUGUAUAUAUUUAGGUAUAAUCUGAAACUAUUCCAUACUACUAUACUGUAAACUGAUGGAAAAAAAAACUUGAUUUGACUGUGCUGUUGAUGGCCCCGUUUUCCCACAAUGCAGUGCACAGUGGAAAUAGGAGCUGCUCACAGCUGAAAAAAACUGGGACUCAGUAAUCCAUCCAACGACUGAAUGUUUGCUGGUAGCAAGUUGUGGAUUGAGGCUGUGUUCUGAAAAUAUAGUAAAGAUAUUUAGACUCUUCCUCUAGUUAGAUGAUUCAGGUAGUGGGCAGAGUUGUUAGAACCUUUCUCUAAUAGCCCACAUGGUGGCGCCACUGCUUUCCAUUAUCGUAAUCAAACUUUUAUCCAAGUGCAUUAGAGCACACAAGGAAUUUGAUUCUGGUUUCCAUUAGUUCUCACUGUGCUUACAGACAAUAUCAGCUACAAAUGUACAGACAGCACACACCCCCACAGCACAUGUACAUGGUUACAAAUGGUGCAAGAGUGGAAAAAAUGCUGGUAAAUCUAUUGUGUGGCUCAUGUAAUGAGUUAGUUCAGUGGUCAGCACUGCAGCAGAGACCCUGGUCUGGUUCAUCUACAUAAAACGCAGCCAUGCAGUGAGUGUGUCAGCGUCUUUUCCAGUAAUUUUGGAUUUGGCUCUUGGAUAAUUUUGCAGAGGAUUACCCGGAAAAGGUCUUGUUGUGUGUUUUUUUUUUUUUUUUUUUACAUCACUCAGUGUUCCAGAUUUGAGUUUUGCACAGCAAUGUUAUUUCUGAGAUUUGUGGUGCUGAUACCACUGAAUGUGGAGGAAGGGUGGGGAUAGUAAGAAAGAGAUAAGGAACCGAGGUCUUGAAAGUCUGACAGUGUUUUUUUGGGGGGGG